Molecule: messenger RNA, 1590 nt
Organism: Bursaphelenchus okinawaensis
Lineage: Eukaryota; Metazoa; Nematoda; Chromadorea; Rhabditida; Aphelenchoididae
Source: the annotation of a GenBank genome assembly
AUGACUGUACUGACACGGUUUUCAAGGUUUGGCAUCUUCUCUAAAGGUAGAGGUGGAGCACCUGAAACUAGUGCUGGAGCUCUCAAUACUCAGAAGGAAAAAGCUUCUGAAAGUAAGUUUUUUGUUAAGAUAAACAUAGUUUUUAAAAAUAUAUUAUAAAAAGGAAGUAAAACUUGUUACCUCGACAAGAAUAAUAUUCUUUUAACUUUACAACCUUUUAUUUUUAGAAGAAAUCAAGACUUUGCAAAAACUAACAGAAGAAUCGGACUCUUCAACCAAGAAUACUGUAACUAUCGAGACCACACAACCUUCCUACUUUGGAUACCUAUCUGGCGUUGUGAGUUCGCUGUGGAAUCCAGCACAACACAAAGUGGAACGAGGUGAACAUGAAAUUACUGCUCCACCUGUCAAGGAGAAGUAUGUUAUUUAGGUCUGAUACGAGAAUGUUAUGGUAUAUUCGUUAAUAUUUAUGCUUUGAUUUAAAACUAUUUUCAGGAAAACAAAGAUAAUCGUGAAGAAAGUGAGCCGAACGGAAGUUGUGGAACGGACUCAGAAUCUAGUGAAAGCAUUAUUGGAAGCAGAAUCUCCGCCUGAAGCGCUACCGAAAACAGAAAAUCUUGUGAAGCAUUUGGUCGAGUUUCCAGCUAGUCGAUUAGUUGCCGUUCAACGGGUAGGUGAAUCUUAGAUUUACGUUUAAAAGGGGUAUACUUUUAUUUUUAUAUGUUUAUUACUGGCCGUUGAGGUUGAUAAAGAUAAGUUAUAAAAAUUAUUUAAAAUUACUUUUGUUUCAGUACCCAGAAUUAGUGUCAUUUUUGUUGAAACAAGAAAAGACGAGCCAAGAGGAAGCUUUGAAAGGCUGUACGAGGAGGUGUCUGGCUUUACUUGGUUAUGUGAAAGCACCUAAGGGCGCGGGUAUCAGAGUACUAUCCAUCGAUGGAGGAGGUACCCGAGGGAUGAUGGGUCUGGAAAUUCUGGCGGAAUUAGAAAAGAAUCUCGGAUCCAAGGUAAGCCUUUGGUUAAUGUAGUUUAAAGUGAUUGUUGUUUUGAUUUAUAUAUUUCAUGGAUUACAUUGUUUUGUGAUGCUUUCAGAUAUGUGAGCAUUUCGAUCUUAUUUGUGGCGUCAGUACUGGUGCCAUCAUCUCUGUACUGCUCGGAGCGAAGAGGAUGCAUGUAAAGACAGCCAAGGAGAUAUAUAUGGACAUUUCGAGACAGCUAUUUAAUCAAGGAAAGAUAUCCGGAGUGAGUGGUCUUCUGAUGUCACACUCUUACUACAACACCAAGAAGUGGGUCGAGAUACUUCAGACCACUUUAGGCAAUGACCAGGUGUUGGAUACCUCCCAGCAUGAAGAUGCCGUCAAGAUAGCUGUUAUCUCAUGCAUAGUAAACGCAGCUCAACUUCAACCAUUCGUGUUCCGCAACUACGAACACCCUGCGGGCAGGGACAGUCAUUUUCGUGGUGGGACCCAACAUAAACUGUGGCAGGCGAUUCAAGCAUCGGCCGCUGCUCCAGGUUACUUCGAAGAGGUGGGUUUAGUUUUAAAUUGGAUUUUUAUAGUUAUCUUUCUAUAUUACUAUAUCCAGUCGCUCUAA